Molecule: messenger RNA, 1401 nt
Organism: Nerophis lumbriciformis (worm pipefish)
Lineage: Eukaryota; Metazoa; Chordata; Actinopteri; Syngnathiformes; Syngnathidae
Source: RefSeq, a predicted model, not a curated record
AUGGCUUGGCUCUCGACAUUUGUGCCGUAUCGGCGGCAGCCGCUAAGUGUCCAGCUGGCCUGGAAGAAGGAGCUACAAUGUCGGCGGCAGGAGCAGUUGGCCCUCAAUGCCAAGUACUUGAGGGAAGAGUGUGUCCGCAAUCAUUUCUACAACGAAUGGACCUCCCGACACUCCUUCGAACAGAGUAUGUCAGCAUAUUGUAAACAGAAACUGGAGGAUGAGAAAAUGGACAAUCUGGAACAGCGCAGGAUACGACUCAGGGACAUGCUUAAAGAGGAGCAAAAGCAACAUGAAAUGGAGCUCAAGCAGCUGCAAUCUCGGGGAGGUGCAAUGUUGAAAAAAACAGAAGAGCAGGAUUUGUUAAGAGGGGAGAGGAGAAAAAAGCUAGCACAGGAGCUUCUGAAGGAACACCGGAAGAGAACCAACCCCAUAUUGCAACAGGUUGAGACGAGAUCCCCAGAGAAUGUCAACCAGUUGCCAGUAGAAAACGAACGUGAGAUGACCCCAAAGGAAGACCUUGAGAAGAUGGAGCACUCAGUGGAGAAUGAGGAUUUUGAAGAGCGUAAGAGAGAAGAACUUCUUCAGAAGAAAAUGGAGGAACUGAAACGGAUGGAAGAGGAGGCGACUCGUCUAAAGGCGGAUGAAGAAACUUUACAGAUCAAGCUUUGGGAGCUUGACAAGUUGGAGUUGGAGAGAAAAAAAUUUGAAGAAAGGCACAAGAUGGCUCAAAUGCGGCGUUUCCUCACCCGACAAUACCGAGCCCAGCUUAGGAGUAGAGCUCAGCAGGUGCAGGAAGAACUGGACUCCGACUUCAAGAUCCUGUCAACCUUGCUGAAAGGAGAGCAAGAUGUGAGGAUAGAGGGAACACGAAGAGAAAGAAUCUUUGCUGAUGCUGCCUGGAUGAAGCAGGUGAUUGAAGAGCAGCUUCAGCUUGAGAGAGAGAGGGAGGCUGAGUUUGACCUCCUGCACAGGGAGGAAGCUCAACGGGUGUGGGAGAAACGAGAAGCAACUUGGGAGCAUGAGAGAAAAGCCAGAGAACUACUCAUGCAUCAGGUGCUCUCCGGAAGACGGAAGCAGAUGGAGGUGAAAAUGCAGAAAAAUCGCGAAGCUCAAAUGGAAUCCCUGAGGAAACGAGAUGAAUUGAUCCAGGAGCUGGAGAAGGCGAAUGAGCUCAGACGCCAGGAGAGGGAGCUCAAACACCAGGAGAGCGAGAGAGAGAAGCGCCGUCAAGCAGAACAGGUGCAAGAGACUGAUGAGCAGCUCCAAGAACAGUGCAGAAUAGAGGAAAUACAAGAUGAGAUGGAUUCACAGCUCAGCCAGGAGGCGUUGCUAAAGCAGAGCAUAGUCAAUAGAGCAUUCCAGCCAAGGAUACACGCCAGGCCUCGAGUAGCAUGGACAUGA